Molecule: messenger RNA, 575 nt
Organism: Telopea speciosissima
Lineage: Eukaryota; Viridiplantae; Streptophyta; Magnoliopsida; Proteales; Proteaceae
Product: probable calcium-binding protein CML45
Exons: 1
Coding region: 1-555 (184 amino acids)
Molecular function (GO): calcium ion binding
Source: RefSeq, a predicted model, not a curated record
AUGGCGAAGGCCGUCUCUUCUUCUUUAGCAUUAGCUAGAUUUGUUGGGUUCCUAAUAUUUCAGAGAAUUCUCAUUUGGGUCUUUAGAUUUCAGAGGUUCUACUCAACUUCUCUUUCCCUUCUCCAAUCCAAACAUGACCUUGUAUUUGAACAAUCGAAGGGUUCAAAGGUUUGGGCUGAAAUGACAAACCAGAAUCAUGAACGGUCAGGAAGGUGGCUUUGUAGGGGAGAGGUGGAGAUGGUAAUGGAGAAUUUGGGGUUUUUUGUUAACAAAGAUGACGAAAAACUCCAGGUGGGAUUGGGUUUGGAAGAGCUUUCAGCCAUGUUUGAGGAGGAGCCCAGCAUAGAGGAGGUGAAGGAAGCGUUUGAUGUGUUUGAUGAGAACAAAGAUGGGUUCAUAGAUGCAAGGGAGUUGCAGAGAGUACUCUGUAGUUUGGGCUUUGCCGAAGGGUCAGGGGUGCAGGAUUGCAGAAAGAUGAUUAGAGCUUUCGACAUGAACGGAGAUGGGAAGAUAGAUUUUGGUGAGUUUGUGAGGUUUAUGGAAAAUAGCUUCUAAUGAACUUUUAUUCUUUUGUA